Molecule: messenger RNA, 972 nt
Organism: Erigeron canadensis
Lineage: Eukaryota; Viridiplantae; Streptophyta; Magnoliopsida; Asterales; Asteraceae
Product: heavy metal-associated isoprenylated plant protein 30-like
Exons: 3
Coding region: 283-840 (185 amino acids)
Molecular function (GO): metal ion binding
Source: RefSeq, a predicted model, not a curated record
GUGUGUACUUAAGCACAAACAAAACCGGCCAUCAAAGCGCGCAACUCUCACAAACACAACUCUUUGUUUGGAAUAAUAUAUUUUCCAACACAAAGGAUCGGAUCGAAACUGAUCAAGCAAGACAUUAUUCCUUUACUAACGUCCGAGAAUAUUUUUCUAGACUUCCUCUGUCUCUUUUCCCGUAUCAUUAUAUCUCUUAUAGGAUAUAUUAAUUUCCAAUAUAUAAAGUUAUAUACUUACCCCAAGAAAUCUAGCGCUCUCGUGAAUAUAUAGUAGCUAGUUAUGGGGAACAUGAGAUCAGAUAGCCUAUUUGGAUCUUUCAUUUCUGCUAUCAUCAACUACUGCUUUAGCUAUCAAGCAAGGUAUGAAACGAAAGAACACCUUAGACACGACAUCAUGCCCAACGCCAAUUAUAAGGGUCGUCGCCCUCUUUCUUUACAGACUGUUGAGCUUCAAGUCAGGAUGUGUUGCAGUGGAUGUGAGCGGGUAGUCAAGAGUGCCAUCUACAAGCUCAGAGGGGUCGACUCGAUAGAGGUGGAGCUAGAACUAGAGAAGGUGACAGUGAUUGGAUACGUGGAUCGGAACAAGGUGUUGAAGGCGGUGAGGAGGGCAGGGAAGAGGGCAGAGUUUUGGCCUUACCCAAACCACCCGCUAUACUUCACAUCAUCAAGCAACUACUUCAAGGACACCACCCUUGAAUACAAAGAGACCUACAAUUACUAUCGGCAUGGAUACAACCUGGGUGACAAGCACGGAAGUAUUCAUGUCAGCCAAAGAGGGGACGACAAAGUUAGUAACAUGUUUAACGAUGAUAACGUUAACGCCUGCUGUGUCAUGUAAUUAUAAUACUAAUCAAAAACUACAACUAUAUAUUGUCUUUUCAUAAUUAACUUAAUUGGAUAAGGAUGAUAGAGAUAUGUUCUAUAAAUAUGCCAGACGUUACUUAUUACUGAUUAUUGAUGCAUGUUAUUU